Klebsormidium nitens is the source of this 1194-nucleotide messenger RNA. NCBI's taxonomy places the organism in Eukaryota, Viridiplantae, Streptophyta, Klebsormidiophyceae, Klebsormidiales, Klebsormidiaceae. The record is from the annotation of a GenBank genome assembly.
AUGGAGGCCCUCCGCGAGCUGGGCAUCAGCGCCUCUCACGGGAGACUGCCGGGGCUUCAGGCUACGCACAUCGAGCGGAAGCAUCUUCGCAUCCUGCGGGACGGCACGUGCACGUAUCUAGUGUGCCCGAAGGACGACGGAAUCCGCAAGCUCCUGAUAUGCAGAGCCGGCGAGGUCGUAUUGCUGGACCGUGCGUCCAACUCGACGCCCCUCGCGACGAGCCACGGCGUCGAGCACGAUGCCGUGUUGGACGGGGAGCUGGUGGGGUCCACCUUCCUCGUGUUCGACGCCCUCUACGGACUGCCGGGGCGGCUGGCGCACCUCCCACUGGCGGGCCGCCUCGAGGAGGCCAGACGCUGGGUGGACCUGCAUGGUGGGGGCAUACCCGACCUAGAUAUCCGCGUGAAGGACAUGACGCGAUGGUCGCAGGAGCUGGGAGUAGACAUGGGGGCGGCUAUGGACGGAGGCGGGGCGGACGGGGUGAUCAUGACGCCCGACGUCCCCAUGGGCCUCAGAGCGGGUCCCCCCACGCUCAAGUGGAAGCGCAAAGGCGACAUAACCGUAGACUUUCUCAUGAACGGAGGGGCGGAACUCUGCGUGAUCGAGAGGGGCACCCUGAUCCCCGUGGCCGUGGCCAGGUUCCCGCCGAGCAUCCUGGCGAGCAGACUCCGUUCGAUGACGCGCAAACGAGACGUGGUCGUGGAAUGCGAGAUGGGACCCAACGGGCGCGACUGGGACUGUAGGAAGAUCCGAACCGACAAGGACUCGCCCAACAGCAUGCUCACGUAUCGGAACUCUCUGCGGAACAUCGCCGAAGACAUCCGCUUCGAGGAGCUAUUCGAGCCUAUCGAGCUAGCGUCCGCCCAGUCCGCUGGGACUCGUUCUUCCUCCGCGAGCGGGAAGUCCAGCGUGUAUGAUACCAUCCAGGCUCGCAACCCGACGUGGACCCGAUCCAAGGCCAGACGGGCCCUGGCCAGGGUGGACAGAGAAGAUAUGGUCGGCAUCUGCAACGAGACGGUAGCCGGAGGCACGAAGCCCACGCCCUGUGCGGAAGCGGCGCUCAUGAAGAACAUCCUAGAUCGUAUCGAGGCGCUCCUCGACGACCCCGACGCACGGACCGAGGAGGUCGAGACGCCUACCAGCGGGCCGCCAUAUGGCCAUCGGCUCGUCUGCGAUUGUCCGGCCUGCACGUGA